Molecule: messenger RNA, 1940 nt
Organism: Neurospora tetraspora
Lineage: Eukaryota; Fungi; Ascomycota; Sordariomycetes; Sordariales; Sordariaceae
Product: SRP40, C-terminal domain-containing protein
Exons: 1
Coding region: 149-1657 (502 amino acids)
Cellular component (GO): nucleoplasm; nucleolus
Source: RefSeq, a predicted model, not a curated record
UAAAUUUUUGCCAGUCGUCCGUCGCGAGGCCCAUUGAAUUUCGAAUUCCGCAAUCGAUCCUCGCCCAGCGCGCCCGCGUCCUUUGUCCAGAACCGAUUUUUGUUCGAGUUCCAGAGGAUCCUUUUGGUGUUUUCGAAUUCUCACCUCCAUGUCCGCCCCGCCUUCCUGGCUAUUCUCCAACAACACUACCUCCUCGUCGACCGCUCCUGCCUCAGCAGCCUCUACCGAACCAAAAACCAAAAUGGCCGGCACCAAGAAGGUCGUUAAGAAGUCGGGCGACAAGAAGAAGGCUGCCGCCCAGCCUUCCGCUCAGCUCCUUGCCGCCGUCGAGAAAUUCCUCACCGAGAACAACUUUGCCGACGCCGCGACCGAGUUCACCAGGAAAAUCACCAAGAACGGCUGGGAGAAGAAGUCUUCCGACGCUUCCCUCGUUUCUAUCUUCCAGACCUGGGAGGCCAAGCCCAAGCAGGCCGGCAGCACCAGUGGCGACGAUAGCGACAGCGAUGACGAGAGCAGCAGCUCUAGCGAGUCCGAGUCUUCGGACAGCGACAGCGAUAGUGACAGUGAAGACGAAAAGAUGAAGGAGGCCCCCGCCAAGAAGGCCGAAUCCUCGAGCUCUAGCAGCAGCAGCGACUCUUCCAGCGACAGCUCUAGCGACUCCAGCUCUAGCGAGGAUGAGGCUAAGAAGACCAAGGCCGCCGCCCCCGCCGCCCCUGCCGCCAACCCUCUCAAGCGCAAGGCCGAGUCCAGCUCCGAGAGCUCUUCCUCUUCGUCCGAUUCUUCCUCCAGCGACUCUUCCAGCUCUGAGGAUGAGGCCCCCAAGGCCAAGAAGCAGAAGGUCGCCGAGUCUUCUUCCUCCUCUUCUGAGUCUUCAUCUGACUCCUCCGACUCGUCUUCUUCCUCCGAAUCCGAAGACGACAAGAAGAAGCCCGCCGCCAAGGCUGCUUCUCCCAAGAAGGCCGCUGUCGCCAAGAAGGAGGAGUCUUCUGACUCUUCCUCUUCCGACUCUUCUUCCGAUUCUAGCUCCGACUCCUCGUCUUCUGAUUCUUCCUCCGAUUCCUCUUCCGAUUCGGAUUCGAGCUCCUCCAGCGACUCCGACUCCUCUUCUGACUCUUCGUCUGAUUCCGACUCCAGCUCGGACUCCGACUCUGACUCUUCUGAGUCUGAGGCUGAGAAGAAGGAGGUCAAGAAGGAAGUCAAGAAGGCUGUCAAGUCCGACAGCUCCUCCAGCGACAGCUCCUCCAGCGAUUCUUCGUCCGACUCUGACUCUUCCGACUCCGAGGACGAGAAGAAGACCGACAACAAGAAGGCCGCCUCCACUAACGGUUCCGACUCCUCUGCUACCAUCAAGGCUUCCACCGAGUCUACUCCCGUUCCUGACAACGCGGAGAAGACCAACAACCGCGGCAAGGCCAACGGCCCGCCACCCAAGAAGGAGAUCCAGCCCUUCUCUCGCGUGCGCAAGGACGUCGUAGUUGACCCGCGUCUCGCUUCCAACGCUUUCGCCGGUCACGCGUGGGGCCAGAAGGCGCACGAGGAUCUAAUUGUCACCAGAGGAAAGGGCUUCACCAAGGAGAAGAACAAGAAGAAGAGGGGCAGCUACCGGGGCGGACCCAUCGACACCUUCGCCGUCGGUGGCAUCAAGUUCGAUGACUAAACGGUCAUUGUAGACCUGUUCUGUCCUGUCUGAUCUCCUUUCUCUUUUUUUGCUAAAACUCGGUUCCUUCACUGGUAUAACAAAAGCUCUGCUUCCUCUUUCCGACCGGCCAAAGUCUUCUCUGUGUGCUUUUCGUUUGCAUUUGCGAUAUACCAUUUUUUCUCUUUCCUAUCUUGAUGCAUUGUCUGGGGGGUUACGUGCAUCUUUUCUUCACUUGGCCAGAGGACAACGACAUGUUCUCGUCGUUACCAUCUCCUUCCUGUGUAUAGACUAGAACUAGGAU